AUACCCAUAAUGCAACGCGGGUUGCUAACAUGGCGGCUCACUGAUGAGUAAAAGCGAGAGAUUGAUAAAAGACGCAGAAACCAUCAACACUUGACGAGAAACUAUGAGCACUCAGUACAGCAUACUGUUCAAGCAGGAGCAUGCCCAUGACGAUGCCAUAUGGACGGCAGCAUGGGGGAAAAGUGCGAAGGAUGGAUCAGAGACAAUCGUCACUGGUUCUCUGGAUGACAUGUUGAAAGUGUGGAAAUGGUCAGAUGAGAAGCUGGAGCUUCAGUGGACACUAGAAGGCCACCAGCUGGGUGUGGUGUCUGUGGACAUCAGUCACAAUGGCGCCAUCGCCGCCUCCAGUUCUCUGGAUGCCCACAUCCGCCUCUGGGACCUGGAUUCUGGCAAACAGAUUAAAUCCAUGGACGCAGGACCAGUCGACGCCUGGACUGUAGCGUUCUCCCCCGACUCAAAAUACAUAGCCACAGGCAGCCAUCUUGGCAAGGUGAACAUCUUUGGUGUGGAGAGCGGGAAGAAGGAAUACUCGCUGGACACCAGAGGGAAAUUCAUUCUCAGCAUCGCAUAUAGCCCAGAUGGAAAGUACUUAGCCAGCGGAGCCAUUGAUGGAAUCAUUAAUAUCUUCGACAUUGCAACUGGGAAACUCCUCCACACGCUGGAAGGCCACGCCAUGCCCAUCCGCUCUCUCACGUUCUCUCCCGACUCUCAGCUUUUAGUCACUGCCUCAGAUGACGGCUACAUCAAGAUUUAUGACGUGCAGCAUGCUAACCUUGCAGGCACUCUGAGUGGCCACGCAUCUUGGGUGCUCAAUGUGGCCUUUUCACCUGACAACACACACUUUGUCUCCAGCUCAUCAGAUAAGAGUGUGAAGGUGUGGGAGGCGAGCAGCAGGGCGUGUGUCAACACUUUCUUUGACCAUCAGGACCAGGUAUGGAGCGUGAAGUACAACAGCACCGGCUCAAAGAUCAUUUCAGCUGGAGAUGACAGAGCCAUCCACAUAUACGACUGUCCCAUGUAAAACAUGCCCCUACAUUCCUCCACUCGGACUGUUUUUGUCCAAAGAGCUUCACAUAGUCUCUGCUGUCACAAGCUUUCUAACAGACUUAAAUGGUUCAAUAUUAAAUAAAGCCUUUAACCUGCUUCUGUAAUCUCACACACACACACACACGCAGGUAAUGACGUGACCAUGCGCUUUUUUACAUCAUUGUCUCCCGUCCCAUUCUCCAGUUAAUAAAAGAAUUUUUUUUUUAUAAAUGCUUCAACUAUAAAUACUUUAACGUUGUGUCUUUCACACCCUCUGCUGAGCUUCCACACAACUGAAACCUGUGAGACUUAUUCAGGGUUCUAAAUGUCCUGUUUUCUGUAAUCUCUAGCUGUGUAUUUUCUGUGUCUUCCACAUCAGGGUCUGUUCGGCUCAUGUACAAGAAGAUUCAUAUGGUUCAUAUGCUGCAAUGGUUCAUACUCUUAAACUGACACUUUGUUUGAAGCACCUUUUUAAUCUUAUUAAAUUCACUCAGACUUUCUGGGGAA
This is a messenger RNA of Tachysurus vachellii, 1533 nucleotides long. It is a transcript of the gene skic8, whose product is annotated as SKI8 subunit of superkiller complex. Gene Ontology annotation, molecular function: protein binding. The transcript has 11 exons. NCBI's taxonomy places the organism in Eukaryota, Metazoa, Chordata, Actinopteri, Siluriformes, Bagridae. The record is from RefSeq and is a predicted model, not a curated record. Gene Ontology annotation, cellular component: Cdc73/Paf1 complex. The coding region runs from base 104 to 1021 and encodes 305 amino acids.